AUUUCCGGGUUCAGACGCGCCAAAAAGAAAACAGUUGCGUGUGUCGUCUGCAACAUGUGAGAGAGGAGUGGACACUUGACAUAAACACAACGGGUUGUUAAUCGAUUCAAGAUGAGUAAGUGGGGAGAGCGGAUGAAGAAGGUGGAGCAGCUCGCUCAGUCCUUCCAGCUGAAUCCUCUGGCCGCACAAUACAAACCUCGGCUGUGGCCGUGCCAGCCGUCCUCCAUCUGGAAGCUCUUCCCUCGUCAAAGUAUGGCGAUCAGCUUCGCUCAGAGCUGCAAGGAGGCUGUACAUGUGUUUGCACUUGAAAAAGAAAAGACAUCCCUGGGUCAAAGGAUCUUCCUGGUGACCAGCUACAGUGAGCUGUGGCAUUACUACAGGACUUACCCACAGUCCUUGAUGCACUGCUACGAGGUGAUACCAGAGGGCGCUGUUAGUAAACUUUACUUUGACUUGGAGUUCCACAAGCCUUCAAACCAAGGGGCUGAUGGGAAAUCCAUGGUCUCUUCACUUAUCCAGUAUGUAUGCGACAAGUUAAUGGAAGUUUAUGGGAUUGAAUGCUCUGCAAAAAAUAUCCUCAAUCUCGACUCCAGCACGGCGGACAAAUUCAGUCGGCAUCUCAUCUUUAAUCUGAAAAAUGCAGCUUUCAAAGACAACUUGCAUAUGGGCAGGUUUAUCCAUUCAAUUCUUCAAUCGGUCCUGAGCACACCCAAAAGCAGCCUGAGUGUUGGGAUGAAUUCAGAGGAGAAAAACUGCGAAACAGGCAGAGCAAAUGCUGUGUCUGAAGAGACGGCAGCGACGGCAGGGCAGACGUCUGAGAGUCCAGAGGCCAAGAGGUGCAAGCAGGAAGAGAGAGACCUCAGCUUCCUCCAGGUGAAAAACAAAGAUGGCCAACACUGUCUCUUUGUUGAUCUUGGUGUUUACACCAAGAACAGAAAUUUCCGCCUUUACAAGUCAUCAAAAGUUGGAAAGAACGCUGCGUUCACGGUGGCAGACGACAACGAGUUAAUUCACAAACCUGAGAAGGGAAUUUCUGCGGAGGAAAGCGUGUUCUUGGCUUCUUUAGUCUGUAAUAUAAGCUUCACAGGUCAGAGAAUUCUUACGUCAGACAUCCCUGAAACAAAAAAAUCCAAAACCUUGGGAUCUCCCUGUCAGCAGGAAUCAGCCACAGACCCAGUGGCAGGCUCACUCUCGGGCCACUUGUCAUCGCCUUAUCCAGAAGUGGACAACUUUGUAUUAACUGUGGUUAAAAAGGACGGCGUACAUGGAAGCAUCAGACGAUGGAACUACUUUGCUGCUGAACAGCUGAUUGUCUACGACAUCGCAAAUUACCGCUGGUGUGCAAACGUGGAAAGGUUUCACAAAAGCAACAACAUCAUGAUUGUUGUUGACCUCAAAGAGGAAGCGUGGUACCAGAAGUGUCUCGACCCUGAGUGCAGGAACUUCAGGUCCUCAAGCUACCCACUGCCACAGGAGAUCUGCGUCAGCUACAUCAUGACACUGGACGAGGAGGACCAGGCCUACUUAAUGGACGAUGCCGGCAACAUUGAACUCAGCCAGGCCUCGACCCCCCAGAGGACAGCGUGUCCAGAGCAGGGACCUGCAGACGGCUGGGGGGACGGGCAGGACGACCAGGACUAUUUACAGAGCCUGGACGACUUCGAACAAAAAAGCGGGGAUAUCCCUGAUCUGCUUCUGCUCAAAUGUAUGGCAGACUUUGACUCCCAUUAGAGGGAAGCCACUUCCCGAUGUCUCCCGUGUGCAGCCACCCGUCCUCGUCGAUGGCCUCUGCAGUUUUCUCAGAAUCUUUCAGGUAUCCCAGGAAAACAUUUGGUCCUUUGACACAUAUCUGGAGGGAGAGAUGACAAAGUUAAUGAAAUUCACAUUUUACAGAUAUUUAGAAGCAAGCACACGUGCAGAUUAUAUCAAGUGUAUAUCAACGCUAGGGAGCAAUAACGGUUACUCUGUUAAUGGCACCAUUUUAGUACAGAUGGCAAUAUCUCAACAAAUAUAAGAGGGGAAUUUUUCUGAAAUGUCCAAACAGAUAUUUAUGAUGCCUAGAGAAUAAAUGUGACAUUGGUUAUCCUCUGACGUUUGAUCCACCAGCAGGGCAAAUAUUUAACUCAACCUGUGAAAUAGUUCACUAUCUGCUGGAUGGCUUGCAUCAUAUUUAUUGAAGGACAUAUUUCCCUCAGGAUUAAUUGCUAUCAUUUUAGGGAUCCCCUCUAAUGUGGCGCCACCAUCAGACCAUUUGUCCGACACUUGAGUUGUGUAGUUAUUUGGUAUUUUGCAGGUGUGAUUUGUGUUUAAGACUCAUUGCAAAAACAUGGCAUGUAAACAUUAUAUUAGCUGAACAUCAGCAUUGUCAUAAUGAGUAGGUUGACAGUCUGUCUUUACUUUACUCUUAACCUAAUGAAAAAUGUGCUUAUCCAUGUGUUAUUCGUGUUAAGAUCUUUCUGCUGCAGAGAAACGUGUUUUAAUAAUAAUAGUAAUUCAUAUCCUACACUUUAAUGAAUGAUUUAUUGUACAUUUUCCACUGUAUUUUUAUUAAUUCUGCCUGAUAUGCAGCUUGUAGAGUAAGCUUCACUGACCAUGUUCAUUAUAGUGAAGAUGUCACAUGUGCAAAUCGUAUUUCUGCUUUUGUAUUCUUAAAAGUAAUUGGUAUGGCAUUGAGGCUUCAAGUGAAGUCACUGUGGUUUUUGUUAAUAAUAAUAAUUAUACUUUGCAUUCAUUAUUUCUAUCCAAACGGUUGUUAAUUACAAAGCCAAUAAAUACUUUUUUCCUCCACUGA
Molecule: messenger RNA, 2791 nt
Organism: Gymnodraco acuticeps
Lineage: Eukaryota; Metazoa; Chordata; Actinopteri; Perciformes; Bathydraconidae
Gene: primpol
Product: primase and polymerase (DNA-directed)
Exons: 15
Coding region: 112-1731 (539 amino acids)
Biological process (GO): replication fork processing; error-prone translesion synthesis; mitochondrial DNA replication
Cellular component (GO): nucleus; mitochondrial matrix
Molecular function (GO): chromatin binding; DNA-directed DNA polymerase activity
Source: RefSeq, a predicted model, not a curated record